AAAAAUGACACUUCGAAUGUGACGCAUAUUUUAUCGCCACAUGUUGGAGUACAAAAGUAAGCAUGCUGCGACCGUAGAGCAUCGUCUCGGUCCAGCUUGUGCGAAGAUAGCAGUGACGUCACAUGAUUACAUUCAAACUGAAUGUUUACAUACGUGAUGAGGCUGCCUUGUUUUUUGUAUGCCGUGGUUGUCAUCGUUGUCAUGCUCUCAUAAAGCAGCAUAAAAUAAUACGAUCGAAUCGAGUGAAGUUUCGUAUCAAAAACACCAGAAAUCUUCCUCAUCACAAGGGCUGAGAACGGAUCCACGCAACUACGAGCGAUGAAGAAACAAGCGAAAAAUCUGCUCCUGGACAAACUGCACCGAGGCGUCGUGUACACCUGCAUGGGACUCACGUUGUACGGAACGUACCUGCUCGGCCACCGGGUCUAUCGUCACUUCACCGUCAUCAAACCGGCUAUUCUGGCGGAAGAAAAGAGAAUGUUAGAAGCCGGUGCUGGGUCGGGUCCGACCGUAACCCUGGACACUGCUCCCACGCUGAAGACGUAGGGGUAUGAAUUUUCGAACCAUUACGCUGAGUGAGUGUGUGCGCGCGCGGGAUGUGUUUCAGAUAGGAUAAUUUUGUGUUGCUGAUGUAGGCUUUCGGAGAAUAAAUUACGUAACUAAGGUGCAUAAUUGCGUUAAGAUUC
Messenger RNA from Armigeres subalbatus, 686 nucleotides. RefSeq lists its product as uncharacterized. The record is from RefSeq and is a predicted model, not a curated record. Lineage: Eukaryota; Metazoa; Arthropoda; Insecta; Diptera; Culicidae. The coding region runs from base 319 to 546 and encodes 75 amino acids. The transcript has a single exon.